Messenger RNA from Linepithema humile (Argentine ant), 2207 nucleotides. RefSeq names its product phosphoglycerate kinase (gene Pgk). Gene Ontology annotation, molecular function: phosphoglycerate kinase activity; ADP binding; ATP binding. NCBI's taxonomy places the organism in Eukaryota, Metazoa, Arthropoda, Insecta, Hymenoptera, Formicidae. Gene Ontology annotation, biological process: glycolytic process; gluconeogenesis. The record is from RefSeq and is a predicted model, not a curated record. Gene Ontology annotation, cellular component: cytosol.
AGAGAUAUUUACAGUUUGUGAUCAUUUUGCAGUCUACAUAAAAUGAUAUCGGUCCAACAAAUACAUCGAGCAUUGCAAAGAAUUACGGGAGGUCGCCACACUCGGCGACCUUGCUUUGACUUUGGAACACCGACUCGCGGCUUCAAGUUCUCGCGCUCGGAUUUACCGAACAACGGUCGAUUGUGUGACGUUACUUAUUCCGUGAAUAAAGGUUUAACGAGAAUUACAUACAGUAAUAGCCGCUUCUUCUUAAAGGAUACUGUGAUCAAUAAAGUCACGAAGGGAAGCAUCGCUAUGGCACUUAACAAGCUUAGCAUCGAUAAAGUAGAUUUGACAGAUAAAAGGGUGCUUGUACGGGUUGACUUUAAUGUACCGCUAAAGGAAGGGAAGAUAACGAACAAUCAGAGAAUUGUUGCUGCAUUAGACACUGUGAAAUAUGCUAUUGAUAAAAAAGCCAAAUCGAUUGUUCUAAUGUCCCACUUGGGUCGACCUGAUGGAAAGAGAGACGAAAAGUAUACAUUGAAACCUGUGGCUGAGGAGUUGAAAACUCUGCUGAAACGAGAGAUUUUAUUUUUAAACGAUUGUGUUGGAUCUGAUGUUGAAGCUGCUUGCGCUAAUCCAGCACCUGGUACUAUUAUUUUGUUAGAAAACUUAAGGUUUCACGUUGAAGAGGAAGGCAAAGGAGUAGGUCCUGAUGGCAGUAAGAUUAAAGCUGAUAAAGAUAAAGUUACGGAAUUUAGAGCAUCUUUGAGAAAGCUAGGAGAUGUAUACAUAAAUGAUGCCUUUGGAACUGCUCAUCGUGCUCAUAGUUCUAUGAUGGGAGAUGGAUUUGAUACAAGAGCAAGUGGUUUUCUAUUGAAAAAAGAACUUGAAUAUUUUGCGAAAGCUUUGGAUAAUCCAGAAAAACCGUUCUUGGCUAUACUCGGAGGAGCUAAAAUUGCUGAUAAGAUUCAAUUAAUUAACAAUUUGCUGGACAAAGUACAUGAGAUGAUCAUUGGAGGUGGUAUGGCUUAUACAUUUUUAAAAGUGUCCAAGAAUAUGAAAAUUGGAAAUUCAUUGUUUGAUGAGGAAGGUUCAAAAAUUGUGAAUGAUUUGUUAGACAAAGCAAAGAAAAAUAAUGUCCAAAUUCACUUACCGGUAGAUUUUGUGACUGCCGAUAAAUUUGCGGAAAACGCAGCAGUAGGAACCGCAGAUAUUGAAAACGGUAUACCUGAUGGAUGGAUGGGUCUUGAUGUUGGCCCAAAAUCAAGAGACUUAUUUGCAGAACCGAUUAAGAGAGCAAAAGUCAUAGUGUGGAAUGGACCAGCAGGCGUAUUCGAGUUUGAGAAUUUCAGUAAAGGCACGAAGAGCUUAAUGGACAAUGUCGUUGAAGCUACAACUCGUGGAACAAUCACUAUUAUUGGAGGUGGAGACACAGCAACAUGCGCAGCUAAAUGGAAAACAGAGGAUAAAGUGAGUCAUGUGAGCACCGGCGGAGGUGCGAGUCUCGAACUCCUGGAGGGUAAAGUAUUGCCUGGAGUUGCCGCUCUUUCUCCAUCAUAAAUCUAUUUCUUCAUAAUGAAUGUUGAUGUAAGAGCCAGUCAUUGUCAAAGAUUGACAUUUUAACGUUAGCCGGUUCGAUAGAAAUUUAAUGAGUAGAAUUGGAAUGUAUGGUGACAAAAUUGUAUUUUGGAUUCAACGCUAGCGAAAUUAGAUUUGAGUGAAGAUGUGCCUUCAUCUUCUCAUUCUCAACAGUGUAAUCACACUGUUCUGUAUUUAGAGUCCCAACUAAAGAUAUUAAAAUUAUACCUUGAAAUGCUUAGAUUUCGUUACAUAUUACAAUUGUAUGAAUGUACAGUUAUAGACACAUUAUCCAAUGUAAACGUUAUCUGUAAAAUGUAAUAUAUUAAGACAAUAUUAAACUGAUAUUAUGUAUUAGUUCCUAAGGAAGUAAUUGUAGGAAACAAACAGUCGCCGUUAUUGAAUGUAAUCGUCCCUGCACGGUAAAAAGUUCACUCAUAGUUUCAACACAAAUUUUAGCUUACUCUGCAUUGUAUUAAAUUGUAAAUAAUGUUCUUUAUUUACUAGUGCGAUUAUAUAUUUUCGUCUACAAUGUGUCAAAAGUAAAUACCAAGACGUUGUGUUUUUUUAGUAUAAAUGGCUUGACAUUUGCGGAUUCAUAAUCAAGAAUUUGUAACAUUAUAGUAAAAAUGUAAAUUUACAACGUA